AGUUUCCACGGAGCACACACACACUGCUGCAUUUUACUGGGGGCGAAGCGGAUAUUUUGGAGGCAAAGUUAUCGGUGCCGAAGUGGGAGCCCUACCGAGCCGAAGCCGAAGGUGUUGGGCUGUUCCGGAGCCGCGGAUCGGAUACGCACGCAGCGCGCAAGCGGCGAGGAAACGCGGAGUUUUAUUCGCACAUCUGAAAUGCGCUCCGGUCCGCCGUGCGCUCUCCGCCACUGACAGCGUCUGCAGCCUGCUUCAAGAUGGCGGCUCGGCUCCUAUUCAUUUUCUGCUGAUCGCCUCCCAACUUUCAUUGUCUAUCCGCCUCAAGACCCACCGAUCCCCAGCCGAGCCUCCAGGAUUGUUGUUUUCGUUCCCUCAACAUGCAUCGGACGACCAGGAUAAAGAUCACCGAGCUCAACCCUCACCUCAUGUGCGUCCUGUGCGGAGGAUACUUCAUAGACGCCACCACCAUCAUCGAAUGUCUCCACUCAUUUUGCAAGAUGUGCAUUGUGCGCUACCUGGAAACCAGCAAAUACUGUCCCAUCUGUGAUGUACAAGUGCAUAAAACCAAGCCACUGCUCAACAUUAGGUCUGACAAAACUUUACAGGACAUCGUGUACAAGCUGGUCCCCGGCCUCUUCAAAAAUGAAAUGAAGAGGAGGAGAGACUUCUAUGCGGAGCACCCGGUAGAUGCUUCUAACGGAUCAAAUGAGGAUCGUGGCGAGGUGGCCGACGAGGACAAGAGAAUAAUCACAGAUGAUGAGAUCAUCAGCCUCUCUAUUGAGUUCUUUGAUCAGAGCAGACUGGGAGUAGCAGUGGAGGACAAGCAUUCGAAAGAUCAGGUGGCUAACAAGAGGUACCUGCAGUGUCCAGCAGCCAUGACAGUCAUGCAUCUGAGGAAGUUUCUGCGCAGCAAAAUGGACAUCCCAAACACCUACCAGGUUGAAGUCAUGUAUGAAGAUGAACCGCUCAAAGAUUACUACACGUUAAUGGAUAUAGCUUAUAUCUACACUUGGAGAAGGAACGGCCCGUUGCCGUUAAAGUACCGGGUCCGACCCAACUGUAAGAAGAUGAAGGUGAGCCAUGCGCAGCAGGAGGGCCAGAACAGCGCCAGCCGGUCCGGUCCGGAGAGCGACUCUGCCAGCGACAAAGCCGGAAGUCCCGCCGGGGCUCCGUCCACGUCCUCGUCGCUGCCGAGCCCCGGUACGCCUGCGCAGUCCCCGCACCCGCAGCUUCCGCACGCGCCCGGCGGCAACAACAACAACAGCAGCAGCAGCAGCGGCGGCGGCGGCACCGUGAACGGGACUCCAGCAGCAGCAGCAGCAGCCGCCGCCGCCACCACCACCACCACCACCACCGCCCAGACACCCAGCCGGCCCUUCACCCAGUUCGGCAGCGGAGCCGGAAAACCCCGCAAGGUCUCUCUGAACGGCUCGUCGACCUCCUCCGGAUGACGCGGGGCCUCGAACCGGAGCCGCCAACGCCAGACACCCGCUCAGCUAAUACUGUUUUCAUGCCAACGUAGUUCCAUUGUGUAGACAAUGUUCUCUCUCUUUCUCUCUCCAUUUGUUGUUAUAAAUAUUAUGCCAUCAUUUGUAAGUUUAAACGUAGUGGAAUCAGAGACAUUUCAAACGGAAAAAAAAGGAACGAGGAGGUUCGGGUGGGAGUUUUUAUUUUUUAUUUUUUAUUUUAAAUAUGAAAGCAGAUGUUGAAGGGGGAAAAAACACCAGAAGGUUGGAAAACGGACAAACAUUUAUCCCAUUUUUUUUUUUAAAGGCUACAUCUUUAUUUUACAGAAGUGACUGAAGGUGACUUUUAACGUGUUUCAUCAGGAUCCUCUGUGUGUUGGGAUAUUUUCGUAGUUUGAAACACGCAUGCGCACCUUUUUUUCUUUUCUGAAAGAGGGUCGGCGCCAACAGAAGUGUCUUCUUUUUUUUUUUUGACAAGUUUUUGUUCCAGGCAUGGAAAGUGGGAGGUAAAGAAAAAAAAGAAGAGUUUGUAUAGCGCUGUUGACUUCACAGGGGAAAAACCUAUGGAGGAUUAAGAAAAAAAAAUCAACUUUACUGGAAAACAACAAACUUUCUUGUAGCUGCGGUGGAUGAGAUCGUUCAUCCUCCACGUGUUUAUGCGCCGUUUUAGAGAAUCCGCGUGUAAAUAGAAACAAAAAUGCAUAUUUAAUCAGCGAUGAUGUUAUUCUCUUAUUCCCCCUUUUGUUCCGAGGGAAUGACUUGGGCUCCUGUUCGGCUUCAUUUCAUGCUCAAUGACAGAUGUUUUGAUGUCUCUGUUUUCCGUAUUUGUAUCGCUCGAUUGUAUGGACAACUUAUUGUAUUGUUACUGUUGCACAGUAUAAAACAUCUAAAUAAAAACAUUUUACACUUA
Molecule: messenger RNA, 2376 nt
Organism: Stegastes partitus (bicolor damselfish)
Lineage: Eukaryota; Metazoa; Chordata; Actinopteri; Pomacentridae
Product: polycomb complex protein BMI-1-A-like
Exons: 10
Coding region: 378-1451 (357 amino acids)
Biological process (GO): negative regulation of transcription by RNA polymerase II
Cellular component (GO): PRC1 complex
Molecular function (GO): promoter-specific chromatin binding
Source: RefSeq, a predicted model, not a curated record